Molecule: messenger RNA, 604 nt
Organism: Vitrella brassicaformis
Lineage: Eukaryota; Vitrellaceae
Source: the annotation of a GenBank genome assembly
GCUGGCUGUCAGAGAGAGGGGAGAGAGGGGAGUGAAUGAGCAGACAGGUCGAGAGAGGAGAGUAGUGCUACAGGGGAAAGAUGCAUUACCCAGUCAGCCAGUCAGCCGGUCACUCGAUCACCCAACCCACACGCAGUCUCACACAGUUAGUUAUCACCACACCACACGCACACGCACCCAAAAGCAGCCGCCCGCCCGCCCGCCCGCCCACCCAGUAAGCCGACAGAACCACGACCAACCGACCGAAAAACUAGUCAUCGCUUCUUGCCGGCCUUCUUGCCGCCGAAGCCCCGCUUGGCGCCCUGGCGACCAACAGAUACGGACAUACAGGCGUUGCAGAGAGUGCCACGAGGUUGUGUGUACCUUGGCCUGUCGUUUCUUGGCUUUCUGUGGGGAUGGCUGGCCGUCGGCGUCCCCCCCUCCCUCCCCCCCGAACACCUUGCGCAGCUUCUUGACGGUCCUGCACCCAUCACACAACGGACAGAGAUCACACGGAUGAGACGUGGCAUCAGGUCCUUGAUGGUGGGGAUGGAACCACCAACACCAACAGCACCACCACCCCCAGCGGCUGCUGCUGCACUGCUGCUACUCGCCCCGCCGCCAU